AUGAAUCUGGAUAAGACGAUAUCGUUGCUGAGACAGGCGAAGCAGGUUAGUGAAGAGACGGUGUAUUCGCUCUGCCUGAGGGCGCAGGAACUGCUGAUGAACGAGUCAAACGUAACAAGAGUAGACACGCCGGUGACGAUCUGUGGCGAUAUUCACGGGCAGUUGCACGAUUUGCUGACGCUAUUCGAGAAGAGUGGCGGAAUAGAGAAGUCUCGGUAUAUCUUUCUGGGCGACUUCGUGGACAGAGGGUUCUAUUCGCUAGAGUCGUUUCUGCUGCUGCUGUGCUACAAGCUGAGAUAUCCAGACAGGAUCACACUGAUACGAGGGAACCACGAAACGCGGCAGAUUACCAAAGUUUACGGCUUUUACGACGAGAUUAUGAGGAAAUACGGGAACAGCAACGUAUGGAGAUACUGUUGCGAAGUGUUCGACUACUUGUCGUUGGGAGCUAUCGUGAACAACCGGGUGUUCUGCGUCCACGGGGGCCUCUCGCCAGACAUCGCCACGAUCGACGAGAUACGAUCGAUCGACCGGAAACAGGAGGUACCGCACGAGGGAGCCAUGUGCGACCUGCUGUGGAGCGACCCAGAGGAAGUGGAUACGUGGUCGAUGUCGCCGAGAGGAGCCGGUUUCCUGUUCGGCAAGAACGAAGUUGACCAGUUCUUGGUGAAGAACGACGUGGAGCUGAUUGCUCGGGCACACCAGCUGGUGAUGGAGGGCUACAAGGAAAUGUUCGAUGGCGGCCUGGUGACCGUGUGGUCCGCGCCAAACUACUGUUACAGAUGCGGGAACAUCGCAGCUGUGCUGCGGAUAGAAGACGAUCUCGAAAGAAAGUACACCAUAUUCGAGGCCGUGCAACCACAGAAUGGCGUUGGAAACGCCAUAAUACCGACGAAGAAACCGCAGAUGGACUAUUUCCUCUAG
Messenger RNA from Torulaspora globosa, 924 nucleotides. RefSeq names its product phosphoprotein phosphatase PP4 catalytic subunit PPH3 (gene PPH3). The coding region runs from base 1 to 924 and encodes 307 amino acids. Gene Ontology annotation, molecular function: protein serine/threonine phosphatase activity. Gene Ontology annotation, cellular component: nucleus; cytoplasm. Gene Ontology annotation, biological process: double-strand break repair via homologous recombination; peptidyl-serine dephosphorylation. The record is from RefSeq and is a predicted model, not a curated record. NCBI's taxonomy places the organism in Eukaryota, Fungi, Ascomycota, Saccharomycetes, Saccharomycetales, Saccharomycetaceae. The transcript has a single exon.